This is a messenger RNA of Filobasidium floriforme, 2991 nucleotides long. RefSeq names its product ATP-dependent DNA helicase. The coding region runs from base 87 to 2699 and encodes 870 amino acids. The record is from RefSeq and is a predicted model, not a curated record. Gene Ontology annotation, cellular component: chromosome; cytoplasm. Gene Ontology annotation, molecular function: ATP binding; four-way junction helicase activity; 3'-5' DNA helicase activity. NCBI's taxonomy places the organism in Eukaryota, Fungi, Basidiomycota, Tremellomycetes, Filobasidiales, Filobasidiaceae. Gene Ontology annotation, biological process: double-strand break repair via homologous recombination. The transcript has 21 exons.
GAACAAGGAGAUCCCCCGCAUCUGAUCGUCAAGAGAUAGAUCGAUAACACGCACGGAGCCUCCCAAAGGCUAGUCCGAGCCUCACCAUGGCACCUUCUUCCUCGCCACUCCCCGCCGUGGGUGCUCGGGUCCAUUCAUCUUCACCUGGUAACAAGCUGAGCGAUACCGAGUCUGACGGAGAAGACAUGGUCACGCCUACCAGGAGGAAGAAGGACAAGGGAAAGAGCAAGGUGUUGGGAACCCCGGCGGUACCUCUGAGGUAUCCAAACCUGGAGACUCCGACCCAGGUCUCUAGGGCGAUUAGCAAACCGAGAUCAUUACGGCGGAACGCAUCCAAUCAGGAAGACUGCUUACGAGUCUUGACAACGACGUUCAACAAACCGUCUUUCAGGGGAAGACAGAAGGAGAUCAUGGAGGCUGCCGUGCAUGGGGCAGAUGUACUCGUCGUCGCUCCAACGGGAAUGGGCAAGAGUCUCUGCUUUCAGGUGCCAGCCGUAGCGGACGCGCACGGUAUCACGAUCGUGAUCUCGCCACUUCUGUCUUUGAUGAAAAAUCAGGUAGAGGCUCUGAGGGGGUACGGCGUCAAGGUUCACAUUCUGAGCUCCGAGACGACAUUCCCAGAACGGCAAGAGAUUGAGAAGGAUCUCGCUUCCGGACAUCCUUACGCCCGGCUCUUAUACAUCACCCCUGAAUCCCUGUUCAGCCCGAAAUUCUUGAAAAGCAUCAAGAUCGUAGUGGGACAAAAGGAACUGAGGCGUCUGGUGGUCGAUGAGGCGCACUGUAUCUCGGAAUGGGGUAGCUCGUUCAGGCCUGAAUAUAGGAAGUUGGGCUUUUUCAGGAAGGAGUUUCCGGAUAUCCCGAUCAUGGCGUUGACGGCGUCCGCCACGGCGGCGGUGGAGAGGGACAUCAUCGCUCAGCUUGGAUUAUCACCUAGACACCUUUACCGGUGCGUCGAGCCGUUCAACAGGACGAACUUGUAUUACGAGGUCCGAUACCGUCCGGAGCCAGAUCAGUACCGCAUCAAAGAUGUCGAAAUGUUCAUCAAGGCAUUCGCAAAGAAAGCGCCUGUCGACCCGUUAGACCCAGAAAAGAGAACACCGGUCUCCGGUAUCAUCUACUGUCGGGCUCGUGCGAUGUGCGAUCAGGUAGCGGAAAUGCUCCGGGAGGAGGGAAUCAGAGCAAAGCCGUUCCAUCGGGGACUGAAGAACCCAGAGCUGGACAAGACUAUGCAGCAGUGGCUGGAAGGCGGCGUCGAAUGCGUGGUCGCUACGAUUGCUUUCGGAAUGGGGAUCGACAAGCCGAAUGUGAGAUAUGUAGUGCAUUUCGACCUACCCAAGAGUUUCGAGGGCUACUAUCAAGAGACGGGUCGUGCCGGACGGGAUGGACACAUUUCGAGAUGUUUGCUGUAUUACUCGAGAGAAGACGCGGUCCGACUCCGCCGACUCGUCAACAUGGAAUCUGGCAAGAAAAAGCACUCGAAACCAGAAGAUGAUGACGAGCUGGAUGAGCAUAGCGGGGUCGACAGUUUCAAACAGGUGCAACACUACGCCGAAGCCACGACUCUCUGCCGGCACGUGGCAAUCUGUAGGUACUUUGGGGAGAAAAUCGACGAAGCGAAUCCGGUCACGGCCAAGAACUAUUGUGAUAACAUGUGCGAUGUUUGCGUCAAUCCGGAGAAAGUUGCUACUCGUGCAAAACAGCUUACCGCUGAGGUUGCGGUAUCCUCGCAGAUUCCAUUUAGGAAAGGGCGGGACCGUGAGGAACUGGAUCCAGUGCACCCUGUCUCGUUCUACGGUCGACGAACCUCCCCGAGCCCGCCUGCUGCGCAAGACCCGCCUCGCGUUUCUGCGACUCGCCAUGGGAUAGAAACCCAUUCCACCGCGAUGCCUCCUCCCUCCGCACCUGCUCGGCCGGAACCAAGGACCAGUGUCGCUGCGCCGGUAACCAAUCCCUAUCUCGCUGCUCCACCGCCGCCUGGUUUGUCUCGGGUCGGGAUCGCCCACUCGAGUCACGGUCACGGACUGCAAGGACCUCGCCGAGCUGCUCCGGACAAAUCUUCGAAGGAAAAGACCUCUCCGGUCAUUAUCGAACGGUCCGAACCUCCUACCAAGAAGUCCAGGAUCGUCCCGCCGAAUCCGUACGCCGCUUCGCCAUCCUCGGCGAAUCCAGUCUAUACGGUUGCUGCGAGACGUAUCGGAUCUCAACACGGCUUCAAGACGCCGUUCAUGACACAGCCGCGUAUUACGCCUUCGCAAAGAGCUAGUCGGAAGUUGAAAGAAAAUUCGUCGUUUGACUUUGAUAUCGAAGAGGGCAGUCUGAGGGUGGAGAUGUCCAUGUCACAGAAACUCCCAACUGCGCUUCGAACCGAGACGCUGAAAGCGAUAGUAAAGGCAAUGCACAACUGCCUUACAGGGAAUGUCUGGGAGCGGCUAUUUGCGGCGAAGGGUGAUUUCACAGCGAAGCAAAGGACCGCAGCGAUCUUGAGCGCUUGUAAGGGAACGGAAUCAGACGUCAUGUCUUGGUCAGUAUCGGCUGAAGGCUACAGCGAGCGUACAGCCAAGGUACUACGAUCCAUCAAGUCACAGAGAGCCUGGCAAAUGGUGUGCUCGGGUGAUAUGAUGAGCAGUGAUGAGGAUGACAACGAAGAAGCGGAGACUCUCGAACAGAUCAGGCAGCGUAUCGUGAUGGCCUUGAAGUAGCACGAUACUCGUUACGACCGAUUCAUAGCACGACAAGAAGAUUUAGGAUACAACAAGUACUCACAACGAACGAUUACGACCCCGACACGACACAUGAUCUCUUGUAGGAUUCACCUCGAUGUAGCGUUGUAACGAGUAUAAGCGUGUAAAGCUACAACUAGAUCUGUGUGAUUCGAAGCCCGGUGCAGGUCGCCCGGGGGGGGGUAUCAUAUCGCGAAAGGUCACACUAUUCGCAUUCGGUUUGCAAGUCCACUCUAACCGAAAAGCUACUGAAAGAUCAGCAUGGCGCAUA